This is a messenger RNA of Perca flavescens (yellow perch), 5083 nucleotides long. It is a transcript of the gene etnk2, whose product is annotated as ethanolamine kinase 2. The record is from RefSeq and is a predicted model, not a curated record. Gene Ontology annotation, cellular component: cytoplasm. Gene Ontology annotation, molecular function: ethanolamine kinase activity. The coding region runs from base 298 to 1380 and encodes 360 amino acids. Lineage: Eukaryota; Metazoa; Chordata; Actinopteri; Perciformes; Percidae. Gene Ontology annotation, biological process: phosphatidylethanolamine biosynthetic process. The transcript has 9 exons.
UGAUCGCGGGUGGGCGGAGCCAAGUAGGAGGAAAUGGUCUAGCUGGCUCCGGCAGCUUCAAGAAAACCGGCGACGAGCAUCCCUACCCGGCAGUUUGAUCGUACGUCUUCGCCACUGUCAGUCCAUCACUGCAGCAGCAAUCAAGCAAGAUACAUCUCUCAAGCAAAACGUCGUUGAUUUACUGGAACACGUCUCCAUUUAGCGAACGUUACUUCUAAACCGAGCAACACUUGUAUGCUGCAGUUUCUAGAAACACCUGUGAACGGCUCGGAGAUUAAAUAGAUAAACGGCUGCAGGAUGGAGACGCAGAUACAUGUGCCUGUCGGCUCGCCGGUAGUUAGAAAAAUCCCCAUCUUCGUGGACGAACACAACGUGACGGAGGGAGCGAUGAAGCUCAUUAAACAGCUGAGACCGGCGUGGGACACCAGCCAUGUAAAGACCAAGCUCUUCACUGAUGGAACCACCAACAAGCUGGUGGGCUGCUACGUGGAGGACAGUCCAGAAGACGUGGUCCUGGUGCGAGUAUACGGGAACAAGACAGAGCUGUUUGUGGACAGAGACAAUGAGCUCAAAAGCUUUCAGGUGCUACACGCUAACGGAUGUGCUCCUCGCCUCUACUGCAGCUUUCAGAACGGUAUCUGCUACGAGUUUAUGCAGGGGGAUGCUCUCGGGACACAGGAUGUCAGAGAUCCUUCCUUGCUCAGACUGAUAUCCAGGGAGAUGGCUUGUAUCCAUGCCAUCCAUGCACACAAUGGCUGCGUCCCCAAACCCAACCUCUGGAUCAAGAUGCGAAAAUACUUCUCCCUUGUGGCCACUGAGUUCACUGACCAAGCAUCCAACGUCAGAAUCCAGCAGGAAGUUCCCAGCAAGGCGGUGCUGGAGCAGGAGAUGGUGUGGAUGAAAGAGCAUCUGUCCACUCUGGGCUCCCCUGUGGUGCUCUGCCACAAUGACCUGCUCUGCAAGAACAUCAUCCACAACAGCAAAGAGGGUCAUGUUCGCUUUAUAGACUAUGAAUACUCCAGCUACAACUACCAGGCCUUCGACAUCGGCAACCACUUCAAUGAAUUUGCAGGAAUGGCGGAGCUGGACUAUGGGCUUUACCCCAGUCGGGAGAUGCAGAUGGACUGGCUCAAAGAGUACCUGCAGGCAUACAAACUCUUCACCAUGAAAACAGAGGAGGUCAGCCCGCGGGAGCUGGAGACGCUCUAUGUACAGGUCAACAAGUUUGCUCUGGCUUCUCACUUCUUUUGGGGCUUCUGGGCGCUCAUCCAGGCCAAAUAUUCCUCCAUUGACUUUGACUUCCUCGGGUACGCUGUGCUACGUUUCAACCAGUACUUCAAGACCAAGCCUGCAGUUCUGGCCCUGCAGAUCCCAGAAUGAGAGAAGACCGGAGGGAGGGUGGAACAGGUUUUCUGCUGCGACGUCCUGUAGGGUGGGAACUCUUCUCUGUGAGCCAGCUGUUGAUGGACCACUGCUUGGUCUUCCUCUUUCAUCACAUCUCUAGCUCAAGAAUGAUAAAACUUCCAUAGGUUAUGUGUGUGUGAGUUUAUGCUCGUGUAUGUUUGUGUUCUUAAUUUAUCUCUGUAAAAACCCAACAUGUUUCUUUCCCUCUUCGGGCAACUGAACAAGGCCUAGUGAGCACAGCAGCCUACAUUUUGGGGUAGAGAUCAGACUUAAAACUUGUCACUCAGGCGCCAAAAUGUUCCACAACGCUGGAAAUGAAGUUCCAAAGAGGGACGAGACUGUUGAGGGUUUGAUGCUGACAUUGACAGAUGGCUGACUACAGAGGCAUUUCACCUGUGAUUCCUCAGAUUUAGCAUGUGGUGUGCGUGGUGAUGCCAUACCACCUCCUCCUCUCUGCAGAUAUUUUAACACUUGAGUUGAUUUGUGCGCCCUUUCCUUUUUCUUUCCUCAAUCUUUGAUGCUAAGUGCUCGUGGCUGCAGUAUUUCUGCACUGCACUUCCCAGAGAUCAACUGUGCAUCGAACACUGUGGGCGGUUCAUCUUUUCUCUGAUUUUGUUGAUUUUUUUCUGUUCUGUUUGUUCUGUUCUGUUGCAGUUUGAGCUUUUGUCAGUUAUUCCAAGCAAACUGCUGCUGCUGCUACGCAUGUAAAACCAACUUUUGUGUGUGCUAGUGGACUUUUCCCCUGAGAGGACCUACCAGACACUGAGUGUGUGGAACAGCAAAUGGAAAAGCUUUCCAUACACUGGCUGAAGGUUGCAUCACUAUUGUGUUAUAGCAAUCGGUGAUAGAGAGUAGCUAAAUGUGCAUUUAUUUAUUUAUUCAUGUAUGUGAAGACAUUAACAUCUCAGGUGAAACAACUCUCCAGUUGUGUUGCUUUGUGUUGAAUUGGGAAGUGAUCUGAAGCAGGAGGGGAGAUGGACGUUGGGUAAAGAGAGGGCACCUGAGUAAAUGUCACUCUAAACUCGGUGUGCAUUUCUGCCCUCAAACUGUUUUCCACCUUCUUGACUUUUAUGGUUACAGCGAAUCGCUCCGUUAAACUUUCCAUUUAAACUUUCCAGACCUCUUGGAAAAACACAACCUCUGUCACCCCUGCUGCCAACCCCCCCAUCCUCCCCUCUUUUAUGCCCUCCUGUGUCGGCUCCCUCCUCACAUUACUAUCUUUGAUCUCCUCCCACCAUGGUUCAGUUUCAUAUCUCUCUUUAUCUGUUGAGAUUGAGGCAGUAGCACCUGUUCCACGGGCCAUCUUAAUUCAGAGACUGCUCUCAGCCCCACACUGUAAUCCAUUCACAUACCAGAUUUGGAGCCAAAUUUAGUUACAUAAUCAGACAUUGCACAAGUUAUAUCUGGGGAAGAAAUCAAGUCUAGAUUUCAAAAAGAGGCAUGAAUGGGUUAUCUUGGGUUGUGUUGCUGUCAUGAGAUCACCUAAUACUUGGAUGGGAAAGCAUGGCGUCUGACACUCCAGAAAUGUAGUUAUAUCCAGAAAGACACACACACACGCGCACACAUGCACGCUAGAACUCCACUGGUUAUCAUCAAAGUGUGUCUACAGGUGUUGGGGAGGACAUAUGUAUAUGUGAAACGUAUGUAUAAAGCCUUUAGUGUCUCCAGAGGGAGCUGUGUGAAAUCUGAUUAAUCCUCAAGUGAUGUCACUUGAGUCAGCGUCGGCUGGCUCUCAAGACUACACCAGACUACAUACUCAUCUCUGCUGGAGGCGAGUGGCUCCAGCCUACAUUAGAUGCUACUAACUCCAAACCUCCGAAUCUCCAACCAAACUGUUGCGGUCAAGUUGCAUUGUGGGUAAUGUAGGUGCCAGGUUUUGACAAAGAAGAAGAAUGCUUGAAAUUUAAACAAGUAAAUACUGUAUCUCUGGUUCUGCUGCAUCAAUUUUGAUCAUUUUUGUUUUUAGACUGUUGAUGAAUCCGCCAAUGUUAUAGAAGUGAAAUGCUAAAUCCAUGAAGUAGUCUUAACAAAGCAUUCCCACUCUUGUGACCACUCUUAGGUUAACACACUACAGGCUCAGUGGUCCUAUACAUAUCCUGUCUGUCUUUGGACUCUCAUUUGGUAUUGUACUUCCAUAAAGGGAGAAUUUGACCAAAGACAAAACUGAAGCAGUAGAGGCCGAGAUAUCUCCUAGCCCCUAGUAUGGGUCGAACCGCAAAAACACUUCCUACAAUGCAACGCAAUGGCGUCUUUGAUUAACCCUUCUUUGACUGGCAAAAGCACCUCUUUCAAAGUUGACGUCCCCAGACGUUUCUCUGUAAAUGUGUAGUUGGAGUAGCUGAAAUGACUUGUGAUGUCACUUCUGUCCAGGGCUGCAACUAGUUAUUCUUUUCAUUCUCCAAUCAUAUGCAGAUCAUUUUUUUUCAAUUAAUUGUUUAAUUGAUAGAAAAUUGUGAAAAAUGCUCAUCAUAUCUUCCCAGAGCCCAAAAUAACCCCUUCAAAUAUCUUUUUGUGUGUAUUGUUCGACCAACAGUCCAAACCCAUUCAUGUUUACGGGGAGAGUAGUACUAACCGUGGCCAGUAAGCUGAUCUUUGAAACCUGCAGAGACCUCGACACUGAGCAGUCUCUUGGUAGACUCGAUUCACCACAGGCACUGGCCUCAUGAUGAACUUAAGCACAGGUUCACUCCUCGUCCCCAUCAAUGAUUUGGUUACACUGGACUGAUCAACGCAACACACAAAUGAAUGAAUGAAUCCGAGCUUUAGAUCUUCUUCUGAAGCUGUUCAUUCAUGCUGGGCUCCAGAAAAGGGACAUGUCCCCUCUCUCAGCCACACAGGAUAUCCAGCCCCUCACAGGCCCAGCAGGGGGAGACACUGAGCCCUGACCUUUGUCCUCCACUGCAGGUUUCAUGUAACCGAUAAUUCAUUUAAAUAAAUAACCGUUAAUAAUUUACCAAGUGAGCAGCGGCCCUUCAAAACAGCAGAAGAGACACCAACUGAUGAGGGUUUUUCAGUUAGGACAGUUAACCCGAGAAUGUGUUUUCAGAGGGAUCACAUUUAGAUUUGAAAUGUGUUAGUUGUAAUUUUUUUCUUAGACGUGAUGAUCAGAACCUUCUGAAUGUGAAUUAUAACUCAUUUUAGGGCUGUGAGGUGAAAAUUUGUUACUCAAUGAAAGAUAUUCUUUUGAUGGCACACAUUUGGGAGAAAAAAAGCUACCUGUGAAAUUGUCUUGAAAAAGCUCCUAUCACUCCAAGUGCAUUUUUCAUUUGAGGAUAAUCAAGAGGCCCUUGUUUCAGGUGACUUACAGCGGAGUAAUCUGGUUAGUAGAUUUGCAGAUAAUGGCCAAAUUAGUGAGCUUGCUGCUUGAGCGCACAAUCCUAAUACCCUGGUAGGAAUUCAGCCUGGAUAAAAAGGGCAUUUGCACUGAACGAAUUUCUCGAUUCACUUUAUAGAGCACACUGACCCUGAUGGAAGCCAUUGGUUGACACAGUUUGGGAUUUUGGAAGAGAUAUUUAGGAUGGUUAAAGGCUAGAGCUAAAUGUUGAGUUGAAGGCCGAUUGAGGUUGUCCUGAAAAACUUUGAUUUGUUUGGCCCGUUGGUCCUCUUACCCACUGUGAUGUCUGGCAUCAAAAAAUUCAGCAUUAAAAUCAUCUCAGAGUUGUUAAAGGGACAGUUCACC